AUGGCGGCAAAGAAAGAAGUCGAUGUCGACGUCCUCGUUGUAGGCGGAGGCUUCGGCGGCGUGUACGCAGUUUGGAGGUUACGAGCUGAGAGAUUCAAGGUUCACCUUUUCGAAGGAACAGAGCGACUAGGAGGCGUUUGGAGUAACAAUACGUACCCUGGAGCUCGAGUCGAUUCUGAGGUUCCCUUCUAUCAACUGUCAAUCCCGGAAGUGUACAAAACGUGGACCUGGACACAACGAUUCCCCGGAUGGCGGGAGCUGCAGGCAUACUUCGAUCAUAUUGACAAAGUCCUAGAUAUUAGCAAGGACGCCACGUACAAUGCGUUAGUGAACAAAGCCACUUUCAAGAUGGAGACAGGCCGCUGGACAAUACGAACCGAGCAGGGUCAUGUGGCUACGUGCAAACAUCUUUUGCUUUGCACUGGUUCGACUUACAAGCAGCACGUGCCGACAUGGGAGGGUCUCGACCGGUACAGUAAAACGCUAUUACACUCCAGCAAGUGGCCAAAAGGCGGCGUGGAUGCACACGGGAAACGGGUGGCAGUCAUCGGCAGCGGUUCGACAGCUCUGCAGAUCGUGCAAGACAUGUCCAAAGACGCGAAGGAGCUCGUCACGCUCAUCCGUACGCCUAACAUCGCUCUUCCGAUGAAGCAGCGAAAACUGAGCUUGGAGGAACAAGACUCUUUAAAAGGGUUUUUGGAUCACAUCUUAAAGACUGCCGCAAGAGCUUCUUUCGGUGGUUUUCCAUACAAUCCGCCGCCAGUCUCUUCACCACAAAUGCUGUCGGAAGAAGAAACAGAAAAAUUUCUCGAGGAGCUUUACGAACGAGGCGGGUUCAACUUCACCGGUGGAAACUUCUUAUCCGUCUUGUUUGAUCCCAAGGACAGUCGCAUCGUAUAUGACUUCUGGGUCAAGAAGACGCGUGCAAGGAUACAGGAUCCAGUCAAGCGAGAUAUUCUUGCGCCUAUUGAGCCACCAAACGCUUUCAUGGCAAAACGCGCUGGUAUCGAGCAGGAUUACUAUGAAAUGUGCGACAAAGAACAUGUCCAAGUUAUAGACCUGAAAACAACGCCAAUCGAAUCGUUUACGGAAGAAGGCCUGCGAGUCGGAGGAAAAGAGAUACCGUUUGACAUCAUCGUGCUGGCAACGGGCUUCGAUAACUAUACCGGUGCAUUUUCUACCAUGGGUAUCGAAGGUACCGAUGGAAAGGAAUUGCUAGAGCGGUGGAAGGAUGGUGUUAAAACGCAUCUCGGCAUGACAGCUCCUCGCCAUCCGAAUAUGUGGAUGGUGUAUGGGCCGCAAGCGCCAACGGCCCUCGGUAACGGCCCAACAAUAGUGGAAGUCCAAGUCGACAUCGUUGUGGACAUGGUCAAGAAGAUGCGAGAAGAGAAGGUCAAAUACCUUGAUGCCACGCCGGAAGCGGCACAAGCUUGGGCGAACGAUCUUGCGGCAACGAGUAAGAUGACGUUGCUAGAAAGUACGAACAGUUGGUAUAUGGGCGCGAAUAUUCCAGGGAAGAAAAGAGAGAUGCUCAAUUACCUAAAGGGUUUGGUGGUGUAUGAAAAGUCAUGUCGGGACGCGAUGCCGGACUGGGAUGGAUUUGUUGUCGAGAGGGAGAAAGAUGCGUAA
Messenger RNA from Didymosphaeria variabile, 1629 nucleotides. RefSeq lists its product as uncharacterized. The transcript has 2 exons. Gene Ontology annotation, molecular function: oxidoreductase activity. NCBI's taxonomy places the organism in Eukaryota, Fungi, Ascomycota, Dothideomycetes, Pleosporales, Didymosphaeriaceae. The coding region runs from base 1 to 1629 and encodes 542 amino acids. The record is from RefSeq and is a predicted model, not a curated record.